This is a messenger RNA of Gambusia affinis (western mosquitofish), 5670 nucleotides long. RefSeq names its product sorting nexin family member 30 (gene snx30). Gene Ontology annotation, molecular function: phosphatidylinositol binding. The transcript is spliced from 9 exons. The record is from RefSeq and is a predicted model, not a curated record. Lineage: Eukaryota; Metazoa; Chordata; Actinopteri; Cyprinodontiformes; Poeciliidae. The coding region runs from base 202 to 1536 and encodes 444 amino acids.
CCGGGGUCUUUUAGAUGAACAUCCGGAGCUGGGCAGUGUAGGUCAGCUGACUGUUGUGAUCAACUAGCGGCUGUUGUUAACAUCUCAUCUGAGGAGGAGGUUGAGGUAGAAAAACCAUCUCCUCUGUCCGCCCAAACGCACCGAGCCGCUCGCCAGCCGCUAAGCCCGAUAACCGGCCACGUCUUCCCGCCCUCAGCAGGGAUGAGUGUCGGCGCUCCGAGAGGCCUGGCCAGCUCGGGGCAGAAGCUCAUCACGGAGAUCCUCCACCCGCUGUCCGCCGCCGAGGAGCCCCUGUCCCCAGGGCACGAUGUCACCAUCAGCGCAGAGAAAGAUAAGCAGGAACCGGGCCUGACCAACGGCACGCCGCUGGAGAUUUCCAGCCCCGCCUCUGCGUCGGUACUGAUCAGCAGGCUGCAGCUGGACUGCGAGCUGGAGGCCGACGCUCACGACCCGUUUGGCUCUGGAGAACCCCGCGACCUUUUCGUCACUGUCGACGACCCCAAGAAGCACGUCUCCACCAUGGAGACGUACAUCACCUACAGAGUCUCCACUAAGACAACACGGAUAGAGUUUGACCUUCCGGAGUACAGCGUGCGGCGGCGCUACCAGGACUUCGACUGGCUGAGGAUAAAACUAGAGGACAGCCAGCCGACCCACCUCGUCCCUCCGCUGCCAGAGAAGUUUGUGAUGAAGGGUGUGGUGGACCGCUUCUCCGAGGAGUUUGUGGACACGAGGAUGAAGGCUCUGGACAAGUUUCUGAAGCGAGUCGCGGACCACCCAGUUCUGUCUUUUAACCCACAUCUUAAUGCCUUCCUGACUGCCAAGGACCUGAACAAGCGUCAGGGUCUGGCCCUGCUGACCAAAGUGGGUGAAUCUGUGAAGAACGUGGCCGGAGGCUACAAGCUGCGGGCGCGGCCGGCUGAGUUCUGCGCCAUGGGAGAGUAUCUGGACACAUUCAGCCAGAAACUGGGAACCAUCGAUCGCAUCUCUCAGCGAAUCCUCCGAGAGCAGUCAGAGUACCUGACAGAGCUGCGUGAGUACGGCGCCGUCUACUCCGCUUGGGCUGCAUCAGAGGAGCAGCUGCAGCGCCCCCUGGAGGGCGUGGCCGGCUGCGUGACGACAAGCUGUGGCGCUCUGGAGGAUCUGAGUGACAACAUGAGCCAGGACUUCCUUCCUGUUCUCAGAGAAUACGUUCUCUACAUCGAGUCUAUGAAGAACGUUUUGAGGAAGCGAGACCAAGUUCAAGCGGAGUACGAGGGCCGCCUGGAAGCCGCCGUGUUACGCAAACAAGAAGAUCGGACGCCCAUUCCUGUGGAAGUGGAGAAGUGCCAGGACAAAGUGGAGUGUUUCAAUGCUGACCUGAAAGCAGACUGGGAACGCUGGCAGCGGAACAAGAGGCAAGACUUCAAACAGCUCCUCACGGGCAUGGCCGACAAAAACAUCAACUAUUAUGAAAAGAGCCAGGCAGCGUGGGAGUCCCUCAUAACGCUCCUCCAGGAAAAACAGACUGAGGACAAAACGAGCGAUACGAACUGAACUGAACGCGUACUUGAACGUCACGCUCAGCCAAGCCAAGGAAAACCAGCGACGGGGCAGCAGGUUCUAACCACCAGCGGUCCGCCUCCUGCUACCCUGAGAGAAACAAUGACGAUGACACGGAGAGCGGCCGCCUUCCACGCCAAUUCGGCCUGGGAAGAAAGGUAAUGAUUGGUGUGUUUGAGGUCAGCUGGGACAGUGGAGAAUCUUCUGUACAGACCCGUUUUUUUGUUGUUUUCUAUUUUUAUGGACUUUUUCUACCUAAUAUUUCAGAUUAACGGUCGUUUUUGUUUGUUUGUUGUUGUUGCCAAUGCUGCUUGUGUUUAUUUAUCUACAUUUGUGGAGAGAUGCGUUUUUCGUCCGCCCUCUCUGUUUUCACACUGAGCCAAAUGGGUAUCGAGGACCGGAAAUGCCGCAGUUCAAUAUAUCAAUAAGUUGGUAAAUAAAUAUUUAUAUAUGUGCUAAGUCAAUUAAAGUUGUAAAGAAUUUAACACCUUUACUGAUUAUUAUUUAUUAAAAAGAAUAACGAAAUGAGAACAUUUAUUAUUUUUUUUGAGCUACAAGCAGACAUAAUGAUUUUUCUAAAUUUAGUUCACACUUUCUUCUGCUUAUUUUGUUAGAACUGGUAAUGGAAGUGUUUGGGCGGGGCUAGCGUUGCUGCAGACAAGAGGAUUGGUCUAUAGUUGAAUUGAUGUGCAGCCCAACCAAUCAGAUUCGAUAAUUUUAAGAAUUUCUUUCUCAAAUGCAGCACAGAACAAAUGACAAACUUUAAUACAUCUGGACUUGGUUGUAAAUAAUGUGAUCCAUUGCUAAUUUUUCAUUAAUAAAUCUGGAAUUAUUAUUUUUUUAAUUAUUAGCCAAAAUUAUAGGUUUAUUUAUUUAAUGUGAUGCAAUUUUAUGUGGAUUAAAAUUGUAUGUAUGUAUAUAAAUGUUUAUUUACCAAAUUUAUUGGAUUGUGGCUUUUUGUUUUCUCUUGACGAAUGGGAAUAACUGCAAAAAAAUUUGGUUUGAUUUUUAUUUUGUUUUUAUUUUUAAUUUUUUGUUUCUAUUAGAAGGUAAAACUCUGAAAUUGUUACAUCAAAACUUUUAAUUUGACUAAAUCAUUUUUCAUCGGAAAUAUAAUUGGGUUUUUUUGUUUUUUUGGAUCUUUAUAUCCAAAUAUUAUCACAGGAAUAUCAACCUUGACGCCCUCUAGUAGCUGUUUAACAACAUUUCAGAAAUAUUUUCCCACAUUCUUUUCCAGCACCAGUUAAAUCAAUAAUAAGCGUCAUGAUAAAACCAAACCAGGAAAUAUUCUAGUUUUGCAUUCUGGGCUCUUUUGAUAAGUGUGUAACAGCGCCACCUAGUGGCAAAGUUUUACUCUACUUCUCAUUCUCUACUUCUGCUGGAUUCGGUUGUUAAAGUGGUUGUAACAAUCACUUAAAGUCACAGUAGUUUAAUAUUCCAGCCUUCCUUGGGAAUGUUAAGUAGUGUGGGAUAUGGCCUUGGAAUAACUUUGAGGAAAAAGUGAGUACUUUAAUGCAAAAACGAAAAAAGUUUAGAGCUGGAAAUAGUGAAUCAUUCUUAAAACCGCCCAGUAAAAAUUUGAUUUUGCUUCAGAAAGACAACCUGUUGCAGGACUUGCAUCCAAGGUGAUUCCAUUGUGCUUUAAUAUAUUCAGUUACUUAUCAAACAGAAACUGCAUGAAGCCAAUUGACAGAGCAAAUCCUUUCCAGUAUACAUCGGUUCAGCUUGCUCACAGUAUUGACUUUGUGCAAUCAUCUGCAGAGCUGUGACUCAAUUGGAAAAUAUUAGAAACACGGAAGCAGCCUGCUGAAAAUAUCAAUUUUUUCCCCCUUAUAUUCUUUACUUGAUCUCAAUUUUAAAGGGGAAAAAAUCACUUUGCUGCCCUCGGAUCAAACAGUGCUCCUUUGAUGGCUCUCAACCACAAGAGGAAGAUGAAACCUGCUGAAACGUCAUCAUUUUUUUCCCUACCCUCAGCUGUGUGUGGUUGAGUCAGUGAGACUUGGUGUUAAGUAGCAAAAUGUGACCAAGGAUUUCAGGGCAAGCUCAGCUAUGUGACAUUAACCCAACAUCAUGUUAGCGUUUAGUUUUUGUUCAUUUUUGCACAGAUGUAGCCUCAGACAGUAUUAUCUGUCUGGUAAAAGAAGAGAUUUUUGAAAUAAAGGUACGUUUUUUUUGUUUGUUCGUUUAGAUUUCUGCUUUUUGUUUGUUUUGUUUUUUUAAGCUGAUGCCACAUUACCAGACCUGCCCUCUAUACAACCAAACAUGAAGGCUGAUUUAGUGUCUGCAACUUGUGGAUGUUGUCAGCUUCAUUGUUUUUUUUGUUCCUCAUUCUUAUUUGUCUAUCUUGACCUUUAUAGCCUUUUAUAGCAGCUAUUUCUUUAACUGUUUUAUCAGAUGUGAAAAAAGGAUAAAAAAUUAAGGAAAUAAAAUGCUUUUUUUGUGCGGGGGGGCCAUGUGAGGUCCAGAAUGAGGUUAUGGUUCCAGGUAGCUAUGACAACCGGAGACGGCUGUAAUGGAGGUUCAAACUAAAAGCCUGAAUGACUGAAAUAAUAUGAGGAUGCAGUAAAGAGGGGAGCAGAAGAGACCCAAGUUUCUGUUCUGUUUUGUUUUGUUGUAACUAUAAUACUGCUGUAUUAAAACAAACUUUUUUUUUUAUUACAUUGUAUACUCGCUUAAAAAACAGUGACUUUUACAAUUAUUGGCACCCUGGUAAAGAUGUUUGAAGAGUCUUAAAAUAAGCUAAUCCUUGUCAGCAGUCUAAUCUCUCAAUAAAUGAUGACGUAAAAGCAACUGUGGCUGAUGUAGCGAGCCACUAGUGAUGCUGUGGGAGUGAAACAGGCCCUCAGCAUCACAGAUCCUCCCCCGUACUCAACAAUGUGCAUUAUACAUCCUGUUUGUUUCAGAGUAAACUCACCUGGAGUGUUUUCUCAUCGAGCUUUGAUGAUUGUCUUUUGUGUGUGUGUGUGUGUGUGUGUGUGUGUGGGGAGAUGAUAUAAAGUUGGGCACAGUUCAUGUUUAGUUGACUUGAGUGGCAGGUUUUCUUGUCUUUCCCAUUUUGAAAUGAUUUGGAGAAAUUGACCUCCUUUUGUAAGUCAUAUUUUUGCCUCCUUUGAAACAAACGCCUUCUGUUGCUAAUUUAAAGUUUCUAGAUAUUCUGAUGAAUCUAAAAAAGUAUAAUUUGUUGCAUUUGUUUUAUAGAAAUUGUUACGGUGCCAAUAAUGAACUUUAUUUAAAAACAAGUUUCCUAACCUUAAUUUGUUUUCUUGCUGCCUAAAGAGACUUGGACUUUCAGUAGGAGAUCAUGCUUCUCCAAAAAGCUGAAUUCAUUUAAUUUUAUUUACAUUGUUUUACCAGGAGUGCUGAUAAUUGUAGAGGGCGCUGUUAUAAAAUAAUUAUUUGGAAACCUCUCCAUUGGUACUCAGAGGUCCUGACCUCUAAUAGCGGUAAGAAUAGAAAUGUUGGUGACCAGUUUAAAUGAAUCCUGGUAAUCGUAAUAAAAAGGAAACAAAGGGAAGAACUUCAAUGUCAAGCUUUCAGAAUAAUUUUAGCUCAACUAAGCUUGAGAUUUCCACGCCUACUUUUUGCUUAAUAUGUUUUAAACACACCCUCAGUGAGAAGCAUCAUUUUGUUUUUGAAAUUAUAAACGGGUACGAGUAAAUCCUCGGAUCUCUUCCAGGAAGAAAAAACAUUUUCCUUGGUGUUUGGUUUUGUAACACCAAAAUAAAGUUUAAAAAAAAAUAAUAAAAGUUUACUCUUGCAUUAGGGGAGGCAUAUUGUUUGUUUUUUUUUGUUUUUUUUCUUUUUUUUAGCAUCCUGUUGCAUCCAUUUGACUCACUAGUGAACCGACUUGAAUGGGUGUUUAAUUCGGGGAAGUUUUUUUUCUUUAAAGCUCUUAAGCCAAAUGCCCUCUUCUCCUUUCUGUGUGACUUCACAUGUUUAAUUAGAUCUAUUUUUGUUUUUCUCUGUUCCACCCCGGUGUGCUCUGUUUACGUCCCUGAUUGUACAUUCGAAUGUUAAUAACAAUUUGUUGUAAUUAUAAAUAAGCUUGUAUACUGAUGUUUUGAUGCAAUUUAUCUUUACCACAUUUUUUGGAUAUACUGGACCAACAAUAAAGAGAAUAAAUGACGA